This is a messenger RNA of Paramisgurnus dabryanus, 981 nucleotides long. The record is from RefSeq and is a predicted model, not a curated record. Lineage: Eukaryota; Metazoa; Chordata; Actinopteri; Cypriniformes; Cobitidae.
AUCAUCUUCAUUGUUGGCUUUUCUCACUGCAGCUUUGAAGCAGAUGAACCUGCAUGUUGAAUAUCACGGAGGUCCUCUUAUAGCAGUGGAUGUGGAGAACAACAUUGACUUACACUGGAGGGCUCACGGUCUUCCUCUGCGCUGUAAGAAAACUGAAGUUUCUAAUCUGCACUACGUCAGUAAUGAGAUUGAUGAUCUGACUGGAGGACCUCACACUGUUAUUGUCUUUAAUCUGGGGCCACACUUCACGACAUAUCCUCUGGAUUUCUUCACCCACAGAGUGUUGAGAGUCCGCAAAGCUGUGCUAGAUUUGUUACAGCGGGCACCAGACACUAUCAUUAUAAUCAAGACUGUAAACACCGGCUAUAAGGAUGUGUUUGGCAGUGACUGGUACUCUUUGCAGUUGGACAGAAUCCUACGGUGGGCUUUUCAGGAUGUUGGUGUUUAUAUUUUGGAUGUUUGGCAAAUGACAGCCUGUCACUACAACAAAGAGAACAUUCAUCCAGGUCCUGUCAUCAUCAAAAAUGAGAUGGACAUAUUUCUUUCAUUCAUUUGCCCUGAAUAAUUUUGUCAGGAGGAAAAGCAACAGUCUUUCUUUAUUUCUGUUUAUUUAUUUUUAGAUUGAAUUGAAAAACAAGGUAAUACACUGUAGUUUUUUUUAGAAUAUGAGAAAUAGUGGUGGAAACUUCUGAAGGUGGCAAAUAAAUGAUGAACUGUCAAAAUCUGCACAAAGGCACUGAAAAGGCAUUUAUUUUCACUAGUUGCACACAUUUUCAUUGUACCUACAUUGCUCAUUACUGUUACUUUGCAGGUUUAAUUUAUAUAAUCCAUGUACAUUACAUAACAACCCUUACUGCACUGUAAGAAAUGCAGCAUUUUUAUCAAAUCAGCAUACAUUUUUAUGUUACUUUAACUUAACAAAUUAAGUUAAACAACUUGUUUUAAUCAGUUAAGUCAACUUUAAUUGAGUCAAAACUCAAA